Messenger RNA from Canis lupus familiaris (dog), 3241 nucleotides. RefSeq names its product CD84 molecule (gene CD84). The record is from RefSeq and is a predicted model, not a curated record. Bases 103 to 1149 code for a protein of 348 amino acids. Gene Ontology annotation, biological process: negative regulation of interleukin-6 production; T cell activation; positive regulation of monocyte chemotactic protein-1 production. Gene Ontology annotation, cellular component: external side of plasma membrane. NCBI's taxonomy places the organism in Eukaryota, Metazoa, Chordata, Mammalia, Carnivora, Canidae. The transcript has 8 exons.
CUCAUACUUCCUUUCUUAUAUACUGUGCAAGGAAACUUACUCGCGACUGGCUUUUUGUUGGAGGAACGCCUUCUUGUCACAAAGAUUACAGCCUAGAGGAACAUGGCUCAGCGCGGCCUGUGGAUCUUGCUCCUUUGCCUGCAAACCUGUCUGGAAGCAGCCAGAGGUGACACAGACAUCCUCACGGUCAUUGGGACUCUGGGGGAGUCGGUUACUUUUCCCUUAAAUAUCCAAGAAUCACAGCAAGUCAUCAACAUUGUUUGGAACUCUGAAACGUCCGUUGCUUUUGUAACACCGGGAGACUCAGAAACAGCACCCAAAGUGACUGUGACCCACCAAAAUUACAACGACCGAAUAAAUGUCUCACGUCAGAACUACAACCUGGAGAUCAGCAAUCUGAGGAUGGAAGACUCAGGCAUCUACAAAGCCGACAUAAAUACAAAGAUCCUUGAAGGGAUGGUCACCACCACCAGGCGCUACAACCUUCAAGUCUUCCGUCGGCUUGGGAAGCCAAAAAUUACGCAGAGUUCAAUGACGUCUAUCAACAGCACCUGUAAUGUCACACUGACGUGCUCCGUGGAGAAAGAAGAAGAGAACGUAACAUACAGCUGGAGUCCCCUGGGGGAGGAGGGUAACGCAAUACGGAUCUUCCAGACGCCCGACAGCCAGAGGCUGACGUACACGUGUACAGCCUGGAACCCCGUGAGCAACAGCUCUGACUCCAUCUCUGGCCUGCAGCUCUGCGCAGACGCCGCGACAGGCCCCCGAUCUCGCCACACCGGGCUGCUGAGCGGGCUGGUCAUGCUCUCUCUGUUUAUCUUUGUUGUGCCUUCAUUCCUUUUGUUCCUGAUGUGCAGAAGAGGACAAGGUUCCUACUUGAAGAACUUCAGUAAGAACUCCGAUGCCAUCUCAAGGAAGACCAUCUACACGUACGUCAUGGUUACAAGAGAUGCCCCGCCAGCAGACGGCAGAAUCUAUGACGAGAUCCCCCACUCCAAGACGGGGGGGAUGGGUGUUUUACAGGAGCUCCCUGCCGGGGAGGAGCCAGUGAGUAGGAUUUACUCCACACUGCAGACUGACAAGGUGGGGAAAGCCAGCGCUCGGGACGCCAAACCUCCUGGGAUUUCAACCUACGAAAAUGUGAUCUAGGCCCCUGGCUCCUCCCCACGGAACCGGAGCAACCUCCAAACUAGCGGGUGCCCCGGACCCCGACUUCCCUGCGCAUAUCUCACCUGGAGAUUCAGGCCAUCACACCCCAGUAUGCGGCUUUUUGUGACUGGAGAAGAUGACCCUGCCCAGCAGCCCCCGAUGUAGAAAGGAUCGGUGCCUUGCACGUCUGGAGUGGGCCGUGGCUUUACCCCCCGGGCCGCUCUGCGAGGAGCCCUGGUGCGCGGCCGCCACAGUCCACGCAGCGCCUUGGACCAGUUAGACGAAAGCGCCCUUCCCCCGAGCAGGUGCAGCCCUGCCCACGCACGUGCUUGGCGAGUAGAGUGUGGGCUGCGUUUCAGCCUCUAUGUCCCUCUGCCCAGGAAGCUUUGUGCAUGGGACAGCUGGCCGGACCAGCCCAACCCUACAGGACGGCGUCUCCCGGGAAGCCACUGGAAGCGCGGCUCUCAGCUGUGCGGACGCGGCCUCCAAGUGGAGUGCGGGGAGAUGCUCCUCCUGUAGGGACUAGACUGCUCUGAAGUAGAGCCUCAUAAGACUUUUUUAUGGCCGUUUUUUUCAACUUGACUGGGCCACUCAUGGGGUGCCCAGAUAUUUGGUUAAACAUUAUUCUGGGGGGAAUCUGUGAGGAUGAGAUAACCGUUUGGAUUGGCAGACUGAUUCAGCACUCCAGUGUGGGCGCACCUCACCGAAUCCGGCAAGAGCCUGAGUAGAAGAAGAAGACGGCGUACAGGAGGAUCCAUUCUCUCUGCCUGACCACCCUAGAGCUGGAACAUCAGGUCUCCUGCCUUAGGACUUGGACUAGAACUUACGCCAUCAGCUCUCCUGCUGCAGACCUUGGGACUUCUCGGUCUUCGUGAGCACACAGGCCACAUCCUUGUUAGAGAUGUUCCCUGUUGCUUCCAUUUCUCUGCAGAACCAGACUAACACCUAUUCCAAGCAGCCUGAGCAAGGAGAAGAGACCAUACCCAGCACCCCAUUCACCAAAAGGAAUUGACCAUCUAGAUUUCUGACACUUUGGGGGGAACUGAGCACAACUCAACCAUCAAAACAAGAGACCUUGAAAGAAGCAGGUCAUUCUUCAGAGGGAACUUGGCAGAUACAUGAUGGUGUAGAUGAUGAAACUGGGUUGACCCUUGUUCCUAAGACUCAGUCCAGAGAGUCCUGGACUUUGCACUUUGGUUAGAUGCCCCUGCCCCUCCCGCCAGCGCUGAGGAGGAAUCACGCAGGCCUGAACAGAACAUUCAGGUGAUCCUAUGAAGAAUUGUUUCCCUCAUGUGUGGGCACCCAUAGCCAGCUAAAUCCUAAAUCCCCAUCAGCAAUCCCAUCCUGGGCAGUAGAAAUAAGCUGCAUGUAGCCAGAAGGAAGAUGUUAGUCCCAGCGAAUAGGUCCAUAGAACCUGACCUAUUAGCCCUGACCACCCUUAGUAGUGUUGGGGGCUGCAAGACCCCCAAAGUGUCAGAUGAGCACAAUAGCUGCCCUAUGCAAGACAAGCACAGACUCUAUACUUAAAUGCCGAACUACUUGCUGUGGGGAGUGCCAGGUGCUAGCAGUCAGGGACGGCUCCGUGAGGGAGGUGAGGCUGCAGCUGGGCUCCGGAGAAGGAUAGGAUUUGGCCAAGAGUGAAGAAGACAGAUCACAUCCAACUGAGGCAAGCACAAGAAGCAGAGACGUGGAUCUGUGGGAUGUUUUUGGGGCACCUCCCCGGAUGCACUGAGUGCGUUCACAGUCCCUUGCCUAUGCCCGCAGAGCGCCUCUGCUUCUGUGUGCGCCCCCACCCCGACCCUUCCCACACACUGCAAUGCUCAGAUCAAAUGUCACCUCCUCUGUGAAGCUUUCCCUGGUGUCACUGGCCAAACUAAUCAGGACUUCUUGCACUCCUUUUGGCCCCUUGCUCCUUAAUCACUGCGUCUCAUUUCUCUCUGCUUCAUAGCAUAGACCAUUAUUCGUUUCCUUCCACUCUGUACGCACCGAAGGGCAAGACCCAUGACUUCAUGACCAUAAAGAGUGAUCAUGAGAGACGAGAGUUUUAUUCAUCUGUGUAUCCACCACCAGCCAACCUCGUGCCUUGUACCCU